CAUAAUUCAAAUAAGAAGUCUCUUUCCCAAGAAGGAAACGUAAUGCGGAACAGGUCGUUCUGGUUCUGAAGAGUUGGAACCUGUAAUAAGGAAAUUCACAAGAGGGUGUGUGUACAGUGCAGGGAGCGUCUAGAGGAAAGGGUGCUUUAUAACGUUAUAUUAUACUUUAUUCAGUGGCAUCGUUUCGACUUUGAUUAUAUCAUUUUUCAUGUGUCCUAUAACGUUCAGUUCAGCGGUGAUGCAAAUAUGUUUAUGUAAAUGAGAAGUGAGGAGGUCUCACAUGCGCGUCUUCUCUCUUCAAACUGCUUCCAGUUACCCUGAAGGACAGAUCGACUGAGGACUGACUGAUAACGAUAGAUUAAUGCAAGAAUGGCUCUACAAAAUGAUUCGUUUCACAAUGGAAAACAGUGCACCUCAAUCGAUGAUUUCCGCAAUCAAGUCUAUUCCACAGUGUACUCAAUCAUCACAGUCUUUGGGCUGAUGGGCAAUGGCUUUGCACUCUAUGUUCUUCUUCGUACAUACCGGCAAACCUCAGCCUUCCACAUCUACAUGCUCAACUUGGCCGUGUCAGACUUGCUGUGUGUCAGUACGCUACCUCUACGGGUGCUCUAUUAUGUCAACAAAGGGCAGUGGUACAUGGGAGACUUUCUAUGUCGAGUAAGUUCCUACGCGUUAUACAUGAACCUCUACUGCAGCAUCUUCUUCAUGAUGGCCAUGAGUUUUACCCGUUUUUUGGCCAUUGUGUUUCCUGUGCAGAACCUGAGGCUAGCCUCUGAAAAAAAGGCAUGGAUAGUUUGUUUGUGCAUUUGGGUAUUCAUUUGCACCACCAGUUCACCCUUUCUCCUAUCUGGAGAGCAUUUGGAUAAAAAGACUAACAAAACCAAGUGCUUUGAACCUCCAGAAAAUGGCACAAUAGACAAACUGAUUUUUCUGAACUACUUUUCACUGGUUGUGGGGUUCAUUAUUCCCUUUUUGGUUAUCUUGCUUUGCUAUGUUGGCAUCUUGCGCACUCUACUUAGAAACACUAAUACCUUUAACAAGCAGCGGUACACUCGCAACAAGGCCAUUCGUAUGAUUGUUGUGGUGAUGUUUGCUUUCUUAGUCAGUUUUAUGCCUUACCACAUUCAACGCACGCUACAUCUCAACUUCAGUAGCCGCAAAGACACCACCUGUCAAGAGAUUGUUUCUAUGCAGAAGUCUGUGGUUAUCACACUCUGCCUGGCUGCUGCCAACUGUUGCUUUGACCCAAUGCUCUACUUUUUUUCUGGAGAGAAUUUUCGACACCGCCUUUCCACCUUCCGUAGGGUCUCUGGUAAUAUCGGUGGCGCACACCAGAAUCGCCAUCGUCUUCAAAGCUCUGCACCUGUGGAAGAGAGUGAACCUCAGGUCUGUAGUGGCUCAAGCUAACUUGAAGGAAUCAGAAUAAUGUUUAUUUGUCAGUAUAAAAGAGAAUUUCAAACAUCAUAGACAUGUUAACCUCAAGAAUAAAAAGGACAUUUCUAAAGGCUUAUUACAAUUUCAUGAUCAGCUUGCAGCAAUUGUCAACGAUAUAUGCAAAGAAUGUCUCAUUUAUCUUGCUUGUAGAAAGUUGUAUAUUUACACAGAAUAACUUGUUAUUGAUAUGUAUUGGUGUUGAAUGGUAUUGUGGGACUUACAGUAUCAAUGUAAAUGCAUGCAUCAUUGUAUAUACUGUUUCAUAAAACACUGACAUAUGUGUCACAUGACCAUAUUUAUAUAUAUAAGUACUGCAUUACAGAUAAAUGGAUUACAUAACAUGAAGAUGACUGAAUUCCUCAUCUAGGAGUUAUCUUCACCAUGCAUUU
Molecule: messenger RNA, 1823 nt
Organism: Triplophysa dalaica
Lineage: Eukaryota; Metazoa; Chordata; Actinopteri; Cypriniformes; Nemacheilidae
Gene: cysltr1
Product: cysteinyl leukotriene receptor 1
Exons: 2
Coding region: 370-1407 (345 amino acids)
Biological process (GO): G protein-coupled receptor signaling pathway
Cellular component (GO): plasma membrane
Molecular function (GO): leukotriene receptor activity
Source: RefSeq, a predicted model, not a curated record